AUGACGAUGAUGAAGGUAGGUGGCGAUGAUGUUGAUGAUGUUGAUGAUGAUAAUGGUGAUGAUGAUGUUGAUGUUAAUGCGGACGAUGUUGGUGGUAAUUUUGAUGAUCAUGGUGAUGAUGAUGAUUAUCACGAUGAAGGUGAUGAUGGUGAUGAUGAUCACGAUCACAAUGACGGUGAAGACGGUGCUGAUGAUGAUGAGGCUGAUGAUGCUGGUGAUGAUAAUCAUGGUGAUGAUGAAGAUGAUGAUGCUGAUGAUAGUGAUGAUGAUGAACAUAUUGAUGAGGAUGAUGAUGAUGAUGAUGGUGAUGAUGAUGAUAUUGAUGAUGGUGUUGAUGAAGAUGAUAAUGGUGAUGAUGAUGAUGAUGAAGAUGAAGAUGAAGAUGAUGAUGGUGAUGAGAAUGGUGAUGAAGACGGUGAUGACGAUGAUAAUCAUGUUGGUGAUGAUGAUGAUGAUGACGAAGUUGAUGAUGAUGCUGAUGAUGAUGAUGGUGAAGAUGAUGAUGGUGAUGAUGAGGUUGAUGAUGAUAAUGAUGAUCGUGAUCAUGAUGAUGAUGAUGGGGAUGAUGAUAACGAACGUGAUGAUGAUGAUGAUGAUGAUGAUGAUGAUGAUGAUGAUGAUGAUGACGACGGUGAUGACGAUGAUGAUCAUGAUGGUGAUGAUGAUGGUGAUGUUGAUGAUGACGAUGAACGUGAUGAUGGUAAUGAAGAUGCGGGUGAUGAUGACGAUGAAUGUGAUGAUGAUGAUGAUGAUAAUGACGAUGAUGGCGAUGGCGAUGGCCAUCAUAAAGAUGAUGGUGCUGGUGAUGACGAUGAUGAUCAUGAUGAUGAUGAUGAUGAUGAUGAUGAUGAUGAAGACGAUGAUGUACAUGAUGAUGAUGAGGAGGAGGAGGAUGAUGAUGACGAUGAAGUUGAUGAUGAUGAGGAUGAUAAUGGUGAUGAUGAUGACCACGAUGGUGAUGAUGAUGAUGGUGGUGGUGACGAUGAUGCUGAUGAUGAUGAGGAUGCUGACGACGAUGAUGAUGAUGAUGGUGAUGAUGAUGAUGAUGUUGUUGAUGACGUUGAUGACGAUGAUGAUGACGAUGAUGAUGAUAAUGAUGAUGACGACGGUGCUGACGAUGAUGGUGAUGACGGCGAUGAUGAUGGUGAUGAUGAAGAUGAUGAUGAUGGUGAUGAUGAUGAUGGUGACGAUGAUGGUUGCGAUGAUGAUGAUGAUGAUGAUGAUGAUGAUGAUGAUGAUGAUGAGGAUGAUUGUGAUGAUGAUGAUGGUGAUGUUGAUGAUAAUGAUGGUGAUGGUGAUGAUGAUGAUGUUGAUGAUGUUGUUGAUGUUGCUGAUGACGAUAAUGAUGGUGAUAAUGAUGAUGAUGAAGAUGCUGAUGAUGACCGUGAUGAUGAUGAUGCUGAUAUCGAUGAUGAUGAUGAUGCUGAUGAUGAUGAUGAUGAAUAUGAUAAUGAUGAUGACGAUGACGAUGAUGAUGGCGAUGAUAAUGACGAUGACGACGUUGGUGAGGAUGAUGAUCAUGAUUAUGAUGAUGAUAAUGAUGAUGAUGAUGAUGAGGAUGAUGACGACGAUGAAGGUGAUGAUGAUGAUGAUGAUGAUGGUGAUGAUAAUGAUGAUGAUGAUGAUGAUGAAGAUGAUGAUGAUGACGAUGAUGAUGGCGAUUAUGAUGAUGAUGAUGUUGAUGGUGAUGAUGGUAAUGAUGAUGGCGAUGAUGAUGAUGAUGAUGAUGGUGAUGAUAAUGAUGAUGAUGAUGAUGAUGAAGAUGACGUUGACGAUGACGUUGAUGAUGAUAAUGAUGAUGAUGAUGAUGAUGAUGAUGAUGAUGAUGAUGAUGAUGAUAAUGAUGGUGAUGGCGAUGAUGAUGAUGAUGAUGUUGAUGAUGGUGGUGAUGAUGCUGAUGCUGAUGAUGAUGAUGGUGAUGGGGAUGAUGAUGAUCUUGAUGAUGAUGAUGGUGACGAUGAGGAUGAUGAUGAUGACGUUGAUGAUGAUGUUGGUGACGAAUAUGAUGAUGAUGAUGAUAAUGAGGGUGAUUAUGAUCAGGAUGAUGAUGAUGAAGAUGAUGAUCAUGAUGAUGAUGGUGCUGAUUAUCAUGUUGAUGAUGAUGAUGAUGUUGAUGACGACGAUGAUGAUGAUGAUGGUGAUGAUGAUGAUGAUGGUGGUGAUGAAAAUAUUGUUGAUGAUGAUGAUUAUGACCAUGAAGUUGAUGAUGGCGAUGAUGAUCAUGAUAACGAUGAUGGUGAUGACGGUGCUGAUGAUGAUGAGGAUGAUGAUGAUGGUGAUGAUGAUGAUGGUGAUGAUGAAGACGAUGAUGAUGAUGAUGAUAGUGAUGAUGAUGAAAAUUUUGAUGACGAUGAUGACGAUGAUGAUGGUGAUGGUGAUGAUGAUGCUGAUGAUGAUGAUGGUGAUGAUGCGGAUGAUGAUGAUGAUGAUGUUGAUGAUGAUGAUGUUGAUGAUGGUGUUGAUGAUGAUGAUGAUGAUGGUGAUGAUGAUGAGGAUGAUGAUGAUGAUGAUGAAGAUGACGAUGAUCAUGAUGAUGAGAAUGGUGAUGAAGACGGUGAUGACGAUGAUGAUCAUCAUGGUGAUGAUGAUGAUGAUGAUGAUGAUGAUGAUGAAGUUGAUGAUGAUGGUGAUGAUGAUGAUGAUAAUGAUGAUGAUGAUGAUGAUGAUGAUGAUGAUGAUGAUGAU
Messenger RNA from Echinostoma caproni, 2685 nucleotides. The record is from the annotation of a GenBank genome assembly. NCBI's taxonomy places the organism in Eukaryota, Metazoa, Platyhelminthes, Trematoda, Plagiorchiida, Echinostomatidae.